AUGAAGAAGACUUCUCACUUGGAUGAAAUUAUUAGUAAAAUACAGAGACAAUCAUAAAAAAAUUUACACCGCUCAAGUCCAAACCUCUCAAUAAUGAAAACUAACAACUAUCACUAUCAAUAAUUGCAUAAAAGAUUAAUGAGUUCUGUGUGUUAAGAAAUAUAUUCGCCAACUUAGAAUAGUGUGGUCACUACUUUAAAAGAGAAAUUAGGAAAGCGUAUCAGAUAAUAUAAUACUUGUGAGGAUGCUUCUAGCUUCCAGGAUAUUAAAAACAUGUAAGCAUUAUACUAGAAUAAGUAAAGUACUUGAAUCUUGCUUAACUACUGAAUGUGCCAAUUGUAAAGAAUUGACAUUUACAUCAUUCCUUCGUAUUCUUGAACGCAUGGAACAAUUAGAGUAGCCAUUCAAAAUAGUUCUUUUCGCCGAACUGAAAAAAACUUUCUUACUGUUGGCUAACAAAAUACAAUCUGACAUCGAUAUUCUCUCCUAACAUAUUCUGAAUCUUAAUUCUGACAUGGAAAUUAAAAAUAAGGAAAUAUUGUUGUUGAAGACUUCUCUGUAAUAGUCUUAGAAAUCAAGAAAUGAAGAUUUCCAGCAAAUAGUAAAUACAUUGAGAUAAAAAAAGAAGGAUUAAAAUAAAAUCAAUACCAAUCUUAAACCAUUCACUCAUCAAGAUAAUGUAGAAACAUGCAAAUUGAAACAUGAUAUAAAUGAACCUGUUGAUGAAGAGUAAUUGAAAUUCAGUUCAGAAGAGGAUUCAUUUCCUUUUGGUACUUUUAUCAGUUAUCAUUAGUCGAUCCUUCCACUUUGAAUUAACCUAUAUACAAAAACGGCAUAUCAUUAAAUCUAAAACCAGUCAAAAAAAAAGCACCUAGAGGGUACUAAGAUGAAUUUAUGGCUUAAAUGAAUGAAUUUAGCGAAAGUUGGAGAUAACAAGCCUUGGUGGAAAAAAGGUUUUGA
Molecule: messenger RNA, 960 nt
Organism: Paramecium octaurelia
Lineage: Eukaryota; Ciliophora; Oligohymenophorea; Peniculida; Parameciidae
Source: the annotation of a GenBank genome assembly